Messenger RNA from Solanum dulcamara, 2041 nucleotides. RefSeq lists its product as uncharacterized. Gene Ontology annotation, cellular component: membrane. NCBI's taxonomy places the organism in Eukaryota, Viridiplantae, Streptophyta, Magnoliopsida, Solanales, Solanaceae. The record is from RefSeq and is a predicted model, not a curated record. The transcript is spliced from 9 exons. Bases 260 to 1765 code for a protein of 501 amino acids.
AUAGGCCACUUGAUUAAUCUCCUUUCAUUUCAUUUCUCAGUUCCAGUCCUUUUGUAGUGUAAAGAAUAGAGAUGGAGUCAAUUAUACUUACUCAGAGAAUAUUAUAUAAUCCCAACUCACAAGAAUAACCAAAAGUUUCUUACUAGCCACAAGCUAUCCUAACCUUAAUGAUCAAGUCAAGGAAAUGAAUAUUUCUCUUCUUUUAUACCACUUUUAUUUUAUAUCUACUUUUGCCUCAAAAAAAUCAAGAUCAUAGUAUAUGAUGAUCAUGCCGAAAUCACAUGGAGGGGUUCUUCUUCCUUUCAUUCUUUUAUUAAUUUCAACUAAUAUGGUUGCCCACAAAUCUCUUGUAUUUGGGUUCAUUAAUCGUGAUGAAAUUUCAACAAGACCUGAUCCUUUGCGCCAUUUAAAGUCAUAUAAUGGGACUUAUAAUCUUGGCGACAAGCACUAUUGGGCUUCUGCGGGUUUCACAGGCAUACAUGGAUAUGCAAUUGGUGGGAUUUGGUUAUUACUUGGUUUGGGUUUUGGGAGUUACAUGAUUUUCAAGUAUUUUCAUGGUAACUCAACUACUCCAAUUGUUGAGCAUUCACCUUCUUCCUAUAUUUUGAUGUUCUCGCUGGUUGUUCUGUUUACCAUUCUUGCCAUAGUUGCAAGCUGUGUAGUUUUGGCUGCAAGCAAUGGUUUUGAACAUAGAGUUGAAAGGCUUCGCCAAACAAUUGUUGAUGCUGGUGGCGAUACUCGUCAGUCCAUUAGAAGGGUAAUAAAGGUUUUGCUAAGUAUGCAAACUCUUUUAAGUCCUUAUAAUUUUCAGGCAGACCAGCUGUUGAACGUGACAACCCAUAAGCUUCGAAGAGGAUCUAUUACGAUUCAACAGUUUAUUGACAAAACCCAACACACAAGCAAUGAAGCAAUUAGAACUUUGUAUGUUGCAAAUAUUGUUGUUGUCACUGUCAAUAUGGUGCUUUUGGUUAGUGCAUUAGUUUUGCUCGUGUGGCAUUGGCCUCUUGGAUUUAUAAUAAUAAUCUUCUGCUGCUGGAUUUUGACUACUCUGAGUUGGGUGCUGACUGGCUUUGAUUUCUUCUUCCAUACCUUUGCAGAAGACACCUGCUUAACUUUGAAGGACUUUCAGCAGAAUCCUCAGAAUAAUAGCUUGCAAAUUGUACUUCCCUGUGAAAAAUCUGGACCUUCUGACAAAAUUUUGGAGCAGAUUGGCGCCACAGUUCAUAAUUUCAUUACUCAGCUAAAUUCUAAGUUGAGAGAGGUACAAGGAUUUGGACUAAAUGAUAUCGGGGAAAAUAGCGUAGAAACAAGAGGAGUUUGUGACCCCUUCUCCGGUGCACCUAAUUACAGCUUCACACCUGAUCUCUGCCCGAAGGAUACUAUUCCAAUUGAAGAACUGAAAUAUGUUCUGUCAAGAGUCACAUGUUAUGGAGGAAAUUCUACAGGCAAUUGCGCGGGUGAAGGAAGAUUCAUUCCGCAGGCCUCAUCUGUGAUAUUAUUCGCUUAUACACAAUCUAUUCAAGAUCUGAUAGAAAUAUUCCCUGAUUUGCUGAGCCUAAGUCAGUGCUCCAAAGUAAAACAAGCGUUCGCCAACAUUUUACAGUACCAGUGUAGGCCAUUUAGACGUUCAGCACGAGUACUAUGGUCAUCUAUGUUGUCACUCUCCAUUGUCAUGGUACUCCUAAUACUAACAUGGAUAGUAAAAGCUCAUCAAGAAAUAGGAAGACGCUUCGAUACGUGUUCCAUUAUUCCUAAAAAAGCCUAACAAUACCCAAAAACUUGCCCAAUUGCAGUAAUUCUGCAGGCGAUGUACGUAGAGAAGAUGUAGAUAGUUUGCACACUUUUUUCCUUUUUCUUUUGCGUAGUUAAUAGUUGUAGUAGUAUACUCAUUCCCCCUGAAGUCGUAAGACGCUUGAAAAUUGGGGGUCAAGUUAUAGAAAUAGAGAAUAUCUUCAAACUUGUACUGUCAUGUACUUACUGUACAUAUUUUGGCAUGAACAGUGAUUGAUAGGUACUUGAGAUUAAGUUUUGGCCAUGUAAA